UAAUCGCGUGAUCUCGAGGACUAAGUUCUCAUCAUGCGAAGUCACCACACCCUGAAGCUGUUGCAGAGGCCUAAAAGCCCGCUGGCGUGUGUGCACUGGAUUGGAGAGAGAGCGUCACAUUCCACGUCAAAUUGGGAAGUCAACCCGCCCUCGGAUCCCGGUUUACAGUUCUACCGGAAUCGUCAGCUGGAGUUGUUCGCAGGGAGAGAGACUAAGCGGCUUUCUCUUCGACAGUUGGUAUUCUUUGGACGAGCCAUGGAUCCCGAGCGCCUCCUCAAAAGCGCAAAUUACGUCCGACAGGAACUGCCUGUCCGUCUCGCUCACCGCAUUCGUGACAUGCAAGCCUUGCCAUUUGUAGUAGUGACCCAAGAUUCUGUCGCUCAAGUCUACGAGCUGUACUGGGACGCGUUUGAGAGGUCAGAAUUACGCGUUCGUCAGAAGAGAGUUGUAUACAACGGUCUCAUCAGGUUCCGUCGAUUCCCGCCAGUCAAUGACCUGAGCCAAAAUGAAAAGUUUUGCGCUCUGUUGAGGACACUGUUGGAUGCUCACGCUGGCGUGAUACCCCGCCUCUCUCUAGGAUUAUCUCUUUCAUCGCAUCAUCUCUCUCCAGAUCACCUCGAUUCCUUCAUGAGAAGAAUGCUCGUUUCGCGCAUAUCACGGCGAGUUCUCGCGGAGCACCACAUUGCUCUUACUGAGUCCCUGAAGGGAAGUACAAGUGAAAAUUCAAGGAUGGGAAGCCCGCCUGGCGAUCACGUAGGAAUAAUCUAUACCAACCUUAGUGUGCGGAAUAGCAUCGACCACUGUGUGUCACUGCUCAGAAAUGUGCAUGAGGCAGAGGUGGCGAAUGUAGACAAGGUCAUUGACUUCCCAGACGUGAUCGUUGACGGACACAUCGAUGCACGGUUCUCUUACAUAAAGGAACAUUUGGACUAUGUCAUCUUUGAACUUCUGAACAAUGCCAUUCGGGCAACGCGCACCUUCAAGUAUCCCUCCGACCAGGAAUCACGACAACGCAACGUCCGCGUAACAAUAGUAGCAUCAACUGAUGACAUCAGCCUAAGAAUUUCGGAUAAUGGUGGUGGCCUCUCAACGCCGGACCCAACAAGUCUAUAUUCAUUCUCUCACUUGCGUAAUGCUGCACGCCUUGAAAGCGAGCGACUCGGCGCUUUGAGAGAUGCCGUGGAUGCUAGUUCGCAUCUGAAGAGAGGCAUAGUGGGGACAAUUGGGGAACAACUGAAGCGGUUACUCCCAGUAGAUAAGGCGGCUCAGAUUCUAGCUCAGCACGGAGGAUUAGGCGCGGCGGGGCUCGGGACUGGUGCCACCGAAGCAAAGCGCCUGGAAUCCAGUCACGAUCGGGGGCGUGAGCGGAUAGGGCUUGGCUUGCCAAUGAGCAACAUAUAUGCAACUUAUUUUGGGGGGUCAUUGUCGCUUACAUCACUAGAUGGAUGGGGUACAGAUGUGUACCUUCGACUACCAAAACUUGGCACCAAUCUUGAAGGGGUAGAGGUGUGAAGCAAGAAAGAGUCUUAUCCACAACCUACUUGCUCAGUCAUAACCUAGUUACCGAAGCUGCCUCUGAACCAGGAAAGGGAUGGGUUUUUUUAGAAUAGCCUUUUAACGCAGCGAUGCACGUCCCCAAAAGGGGUUCACCCUCUACUCUACUCAACCUAGUGGCAUAUUGGCUUCGAUCCUGCUCAUGUCCCUAUGUUCGCAUCAACAAGCCCCCAUGUGCAACGAUGCUGAUAACUUUACUCCACGAAAUCUGGCUACCACCUUUGGAAGCCCGGUUUCCAGCCGUGCCGUGCACUG
Molecule: messenger RNA, 1809 nt
Organism: Cantharellus anzutake
Lineage: Eukaryota; Fungi; Basidiomycota; Agaricomycetes; Cantharellales; Hydnaceae
Product: branched-chain alpha-ketoacid dehydrogenase
Exons: 12
Coding region: 34-1512 (492 amino acids)
Biological process (GO): protein phosphorylation; regulation of glucose metabolic process
Cellular component (GO): mitochondrion
Molecular function (GO): pyruvate dehydrogenase (acetyl-transferring) kinase activity
Source: RefSeq, a predicted model, not a curated record